Austrofundulus limnaeus is the source of this 2060-nucleotide messenger RNA. Its product is annotated as C-X-C chemokine receptor type 3. Gene Ontology annotation, molecular function: C-C chemokine receptor activity; C-C chemokine binding. Lineage: Eukaryota; Metazoa; Chordata; Actinopteri; Cyprinodontiformes; Rivulidae. Gene Ontology annotation, cellular component: external side of plasma membrane; membrane. The record is from RefSeq and is a predicted model, not a curated record. The coding region runs from base 446 to 1603 and encodes 385 amino acids. The transcript has 3 exons. Gene Ontology annotation, biological process: cell chemotaxis; immune response; positive regulation of cytosolic calcium ion concentration.
AACAACAACAAGAAAAGCGCUUCGAGUUUUAUUAGCUGCUCAAAACCAGCUAAAUUAGAUGACAGUUGAGCAUCGUGUGAGUUUUUAUUUUCUUUUGGUGUUAUAAUGUUUACAAACAGUCCGCGUGUCCGACACACAACUUCCUGCUGAUGUCGAGCGCUUUUUUUUCCUUUCGUCGAACGAAUAUGUUAUUUUAAACAUCUGCUUUUUGGUGUUUGGUUUCUUUUCACCGUCUGCUUUUUAACUUUGCAUGCGUGAUGCAAAUGUCAAACUGCGGACACUGAUAGAGACUGACGAGCAGCUGUCCCCGCCAUGCUGCGGCUGAACAGACUCGACAGCUCUCUGACAGAGUGACCAGAGACGACCUGUCAUCACUGACCGUCCCACUGAAUCUGAGCAAGUCGCAGGGUUUUUGUUUGUCCCUUCUUCACAUCGAAGAAGAGAAAUGGCCUCAAAUUCAACAGACUCUCUAAGAAAGUUGCUGGACAUGGAAAUUGAAGGUGCUGGAGUCUUCAAUGAGACCAAACUCUAUGACUAUGUUGAUGACUACCAGGCUGAAGACUUCCCAGUGGGAGCAGAGGAGAAAACCAUUCGGAUGGUGUGGUUGCCUGUUCUCUACUCUGUGGUGGUGAUUGUGGGUCUGUUGGCGAAUGUUCUCCUCUUGGCAGUUCUGUCGCAAAGGAGGAGGCGGUGGAGCAUACUGGACAGCGUUUUUCUCCAACUGGGAAUUGUGGACAUCCUGCUGCUGGUGACCCUGCCCGUCUGGGGCGCGCAGGCUAAUCAGCAUUGUGAAAAGUGCCCCGAGACGCUCUUCGCCGUAUUCAGAGCUGUUUUUARUGUCAACUUCUACAUCGGGAUCUUUCUGCUGGUUUGCAUCUGUUUAAUUUACUACCUGACUGCCACCCAGGGCGGGUGGUUUUCCCACCACAGGGCCAAGUUUGUGUUUUUCAGUUGCCUGUUGGCCUGGUUCGUCUCCUUGUUUCUCACCGGCCUCGACUGGAGGCUCCUGGAGCCUGACAAAGAAAUACUGCAAGGGAAAGCRAUUUGUGUUCACAAAUACCCCGAGUCUGGAGUCGACUGGCUGCUGGGAUUUCGUCUGCUCCACCUCGCAGUGGGAUUUUUGCUCCCUGUAGUGGUCUUUAUCGUUAUAGCUUCCCAGUUCUUGCURCAGCAGCACAGCUCCGGCACCAAGAAGAAGAAGAAGAGAACCCUUAUCACCAUCUCGGUUCUGAUGGGGAUUUUCUUGGUCUGCUGGACACCCUACAACAUCGUCCUCAUUGUAGACACCAUCUGCUACAGAUCCCAAAACUUCCUCAACAAAUCUCCUAUAAAACUCACAGAGUCUGUGAAAACUGCGGUCACGGUCGCCUCGGCUAUAGGUUCCGUUAACGCCUGCCUCAGGCCGGUGUUGUAUUUUUUUCUUUAUGGAACGUUCCGGAACAGAAUACUGAACCUCUUCAAAUGUGACACAGCUGAGCAUCAUGGGUCACCGUGGGAGGUGGGUGUGGACCCCAAAGCAUCACGUGAGCAGCCAGCUGCAGAGCAGAAAGAGAUGUUACAGGAUAUUCAGCAGCAGCAGUCCGACCUGCCAGCUCAAACGUGAUGAAUCGACACAAAUAUCCUGCUGCUGCUCAGGAGUUUGAACUGAAUGUUGCUCCUGCAAAAGGGGAGUUCAAUGAGCCCACGCCAUGGGUUUCAGGAAGUAGGGGGGCUUCUGUUCAACGAUGAAACAUGGUUGUAUUUCUGUUAAUAUAGAAGGGAAGGACUCAAUGUGAGUUUCACAUCACAGAUCUACAGUAUAUACUGUUUUAUGUUAAACUUCURAGCCUCUAAAUCAUGAAUCAAUACAGUUUUAUUUUAUUAUAACACAAUACCAUUACAAAUAAAACAUUAUUUUUGCUUUAUGUGUUGUAAUAAUGAGAAUUAUCAGUAUACAGUUUUUUUCUAACAUUUAUUUUUGAAAAUAGUCAUCUGAAUAUUCUAAGCUGUUUCUACCACUGUUUUUACUUUUAAAUACUUAAAUCAUGUAAAAAAUAGUUAAUAAACUAUCUGACAUUUAA